Tupaia belangeri chinensis (Chinese tree shrew) is the source of this 2253-nucleotide messenger RNA. Its product is annotated as protein SSXT. Lineage: Eukaryota; Metazoa; Chordata; Mammalia; Scandentia; Tupaiidae. Gene Ontology annotation, molecular function: transcription coactivator activity. Bases 38 to 1294 code for a protein of 418 amino acids. Gene Ontology annotation, cellular component: nucleus. Gene Ontology annotation, biological process: positive regulation of transcription by RNA polymerase II. The transcript has a single exon. The record is from RefSeq and is a predicted model, not a curated record.
GCGCUCGGGACUUGCAGAUAGUGGUGACCGCGGCAACAUGUCCGUGGCGUUAGCAACCCCGAGGCAGCAAGGCAAGGGAGAGAUCACUCCCGCCGCGAUUCAGAAGAUGCUGGAUGAAAAUAACCAUCUUAUUCAGUGCAUAAUGGACUAUCAGAAUAAAGGAAAGACCUCAGAGUGUUCUCAGUAUCAGCAGAUGUUGCAUACAAACUUGGUAUAUCUUGCUACAAUAGCAGAUUCUAAUCAAAAUAUGCAGUCUCUUCUACCAGCACCACCCACACAGAAUAUGCCUAUGGGUCCUGGAGGGAUGAAUCAGAGUGGCCCUCCCCCACCUCCACGCUCUCACAACAUGCCUUCAGAUGGAAUGGUAGGUGGGGGUCCUCCUGCACCACACAUGCAGAACCAGAUGAACGGCCAGAUGCCUGGACCUAAUCAUAUGCCUAUGCAGGGACCUGGACCCAAUCAACUCAAUAUGACAAAUAGUUCUAUGAAUAUGCCUUCAAGUAACCAUGGAUCCAUGGGAGGUUACAACCAUUCCGUGCCAUCAUCACAGAGUAUGCCCGUACAGAAUCAGAUGACAAUGAGUCAAGGACAACUUAUGGGAAACUAUGGCCCCAGGCCAAAUAUGAAUAUGCAACCAAACCAAGGCCCAAUGAUGCAUCAGCAGCCUCCUUCUCAGCAAUACAAUAUGCCACAGGGAGGCGGGCAGCAUUACCAAGGACAGCAACCACCUAUGGGGAUGAUGGGUCAAGUUAACCAAGGCAGUCACAUGAUGGGUCAGAGACAGAUUCCUCCCUAUAGACCACCUCAACAGGGCCCACCACAGCAGUACUCAGGCCAGGAAGACUAUUAUGGGGACCAAUACAGUCAUGGUGGACAAGGUCCUCCAGAAGGCAUGAACCAGCAAUAUUACCCUGAUGGUCAUAAUGAUUACAGUUAUCAGCAACCGUCGUAUCCUGAACAAGGCUACGAUAGGCCUUAUGAGUAUUCCUCACAACAUUACUACGAAGAAGGAAAUUCUCAGUAUGGCCAGCAGCAAGAUGCUUACCAAGGACCACCUCCCCAACAGGGAUAUCCACCCCAACAGCAGCAGUACCCAGGGCAGCAGGGCUAUCCAGGACAACAACAGGGUUACGGUCCUUCUCAAGGGGGUCCAGGUCCUCAGUAUCCUAACUAUCCACAGGGACAAGGUCAACAGUAUGGGGGAUAUAGACCAACACAGCCUGGACCACCACAGCCACCCCAGCAGAGGCCUUAUGGAUACGAUCAGGGACAGUAUGGAAAUUACCAACAGUGAAGAAAUACUUACAUUCCAAUAGCCAGUAUCUGUUAGCAGCCAUAUUGUCACCUCAGCACUGUGGACGCCUCCCUGUGAAGAGAUCCUUCCAUUCCAUCUAGUUUUUGGAAAACCCUUGUGGAUAAGUGACUGUUUCAUCAGUAAGCAGCCAAGCAGCCUGUGUGGUUUAGUUGUAAAAGGCUUUAGUAGCUAAAAAAUACUCUUGAUUUCACAUUUCUACUCUAGAUGGCAACAUUGGACAGAAGAUGCAAUGACAUAACCAAUUUGCAGUGAUUUCGAAACUGUGUUUCAAAUGGACUGUUACAGACUGAAAGGUGUGAACAGCUUUGUAUGUUUAUGAAGGUUAAGGGAAUUUAAUACUUUUCCACAGAUUCUUUUAUAACAGGAAGAGGUAAACGUACACUUUUUACAGCAGCAAUAUUUUGUAUAUUAUGUUUAUUUCAUGUGCAUAUGCAAGGCGGUACACUACGCACUGGACAGAAUGAGAAAUCCUCUGUUAAUGUGGACUGGAGGACGGUAGAUGCUUGAUUGUUUGGGUCUCAAAAUGGUGUACUGUAAAGAGAAAGGUGAGAGAGAAGACAAAGCACACCAUAUGUCCUCUGUUGUGUUCUUAGAGAGGAAAUUCACAUCCCUUUUAUCUAUUAGAGAAUCCAGGCCACUGUGAUAUAGCUUUGAGUAAAAAGACAUUUUUUUAAAAGCCUUCCAGUUUUGUGGACUAAAACCUUUUUAUAAAGAUCAUUUAUAAUACUGUUUUAAAAUGUGAGGCAAUAAGAAUUACUUUAUGUUGGAUCUGAAGAAUCUUGAGUAACAGUUUCAGGUAGAUGAAGUGGUACUCCUCUCCUAAAAUAGCAAUAACUGAAAGUGAAAGUGUUAAUUUUACUUUAUUUGAGUAAUCAGGGAACUUAGUAAUAUCAAAACAUUUUAUAAAUGAUAUCAGAGUCAGCAUUGAUCCAGCAAUU